Rotaria sp. Silwood1 is the source of this 303-nucleotide messenger RNA. The record is from the annotation of a GenBank genome assembly. NCBI's taxonomy places the organism in Eukaryota, Metazoa, Rotifera, Eurotatoria, Philodinida, Philodinidae.
AUGACAAUGGCAAUGUACACACGUAGUGAAAUAUUAGCUGAACAACAUUUAGAUGGUAAAGAUGAUCGAUAUAUGACAAUAAUUCGUUUAAAGAGUGGUUUUCAUUUGGAUGAUGAUUGUAUUGCAGCUCUACAUGCAUCAUUGAAAGAAACAAGAUGUCAAUUAGCACGAGAUGUACGAUAUUUAAAAGUUAUGAAACCAACAUCUGUAGAACGUGCAUCAACAAAAAAUAUUGAUCAAAAUCAGGAUGAACGUACGAUCGAACAAAAGGAGGACGAUUCAACAGGUGCAAAUGAUACAUGA